Molecule: messenger RNA, 1080 nt
Organism: Gongylonema pulchrum
Lineage: Eukaryota; Metazoa; Nematoda; Chromadorea; Rhabditida; Gongylonematidae
Source: the annotation of a GenBank genome assembly
CUCGAUAUAGACGAUGAAAAAAUGUUUUGGGGUUACGGGGAUAUGCCAGUAUCGCAGUGCAGCAUGCCAUGUCCGCUCGGAUAUCGCAAGCAGCUCAUCAAGGAUGAAAUAUGCUGCUGGGCUUGUGGUAAAUGCGAAGAUUAUGAAUUUCUGGCAAAUGAGACAACAUGCGUGGAUUGCGGUGAGGGUUGGUGGCCAACGGCAAAUCGUAAAAGCUGCUUUGAUUUGGCCCGAUCCAACCUGAAAUAUAUGAGAUGGUCUUCGUGGUACUCCAUAGUGCCUGCUGUAUUUGCCGUCAUCGGUAUUUGCUCAACUAUUGCUGUGAUUGCUGUCUAUUUGAGGUACCACGAUACGCCGGUGGUGAAAGCAUCCGGUCGCGAACUUAGCUAUAUUAUUUUAAUAUCCAUGAUAAUGUGCUAUGCCAUGACUUUUGUGCUCAUUUCACGACCCACCACGAUUAACUGUGCAAUUAAAAGGACAGGUAUUGGUUUUGCAUUUUCUUGCUUAUACGCAGCGUUGCUGGUCAAGACGAAUCGAAUAGCUCGCAUAUUUUCACAUCGUUCUGUGCAGCGGCCAAUUUGUAUUUCUCCGGUUUCACAGGUGUUCUUAACCGUGAUGCUUGCCGGUCUUCAACUCAUCGGGUCACUUAUAUGGCUUUUAAUCGUCCCACCUGGUACGAGGCAUUAUUAUCCGACGCGGGAUCAAGUUGUGCUCAAAUGCAAUGUGCCUGAUCAUCAUUUUCUUUAUUCAUUAGCUUAUGAUGCUGCACUCAUUGUUUUAUGCACCGUUUAUGCUAUUAAAACUCGUAAAGUGCCAGAAAAUUUUAACGAAACACGUUUCAUUGGUUUCACAAUGUACACUACAUGCGUUCUGUGGCUUUCAUGGAUAUUUUUCUUUUUCGGUACGGGUAGUGAUUUUCAGAUACAAACGACAUCGCUCUGUAUGUCGAUAUCGAUGUCUGCCAAUGUUGCACUGGCCUGCAUAUUUUCGCCUAAAAUGUGGAUAAUAUUAUUUGAAAAACACAAAAAUGUACGGAAACAGGAUGGCAUGUUUUCCAAGAGGUAUUGUUUCUUUUUGUAG